Molecule: messenger RNA, 1938 nt
Organism: Rhagoletis zephyria (snowberry fruit fly)
Lineage: Eukaryota; Metazoa; Arthropoda; Insecta; Diptera; Tephritidae
Source: RefSeq, a predicted model, not a curated record
AUGAUGCUAAUGAUGGCAGGCUUAUCGGAACCAGCUCCUCUAACAACAUCAACACUUCAGGCCAUCGAUUAUGUUGAUGACUUAAAAAGUGAAGAAAAUCCAAAUUUUGUUCAACUUCUGCCAUUGAGAGAACCAGUUGAAACGAGGAUUCAGUUAUCACCAUCUGAUGACUUAGGGGAUCUCCUCCAGCGGUCAACUGACACGCCUUCGACUUCUUCCAGCCGAGAUGUAGAUAAUAUCUACAACAACGGCUCCAGACAAGAGAAGAGUCUCGGUCUUUUGACAACAAAGUUUGUAACUUUGCUUCAGGAAUCGCAAAAUGGUGUGCUCGAUUUGAAACUUGCUGCAGAUAUUCUUGAGGUACGCCAGAAACGUCGUAUCUAUGACAUCACCAAUGUCCUUGAGGGUAUUGGUUUAAUCGAGAAAAAGUCUAAAAAUUCUAUACAGUGGCUUGGCGGUGGGCCAGGUUGUAAUACUCACGAAGUAACUGAAAAGCUGGUGUCUUUGAAAGAAGAGAUUGUUCAACAGGACGCCAGUGAAAUUAAACUUGAUAAGCAGCUCACCUGGGCACGUCAAUCGAUGGUCAACAUAAUCGACGAUCCAACCAAUAAGAAAUUCUCCUACAUAUGCCAUCGAGAUAUGUGCCAGAAACAAGUCAACGGCGGUGAUAAACAAACGAUCAUCAUUAAGGCACCUAUCGGCACAACAAUGAACGUGGAAACUGUCAACAAUGUUGACCUAUUGGAAGAAGUGUAUCUGGAGGAUGACGGCAUCAUCCUCGACAAAGCACUGAGCAAUGGCGUCAUGAAAGACAGUUCAGAUCACGUCAUUCGAUUAACGCCUACGACGCCGUUAUAUGAGACCACUCGGACCAAGGCUCGUAUUCGGACGAUGCGAUCUAACGGUCGCUGCAAUAAUAUCCACAUAAAGUCAAAUAAUGGUCCGGCCAACGUUUUUCUAUUGAAUCAGUGCUCCGAGGUAGUUUCAGAUGAAACUGGCCAUCCUAGUUAUAAGCGCGCAAAAUUGGAUCGAAUUCAAAAGCUGAUUGAAGAUCAACGCUUUGAGCAGGAAAAUAAGGUCAAAGAGGAUGAAGAGGCAAUGGAGCAGUCGUCUUGUGAAGCGACCAGGAUACCGUCAUCAGAGUCUGUGAUCACAUAUGCAGAGUCCGAGGAGACAAAACCAGACAUAGAGGAGCUAGAGAGUUCGCUACAAAGGGACACUGAAGAACAGCAGUCGACUGGUGGACCCAAACGAAAGGUAGGAACUCGAAAAGUGCGAGAAGCUAUCUCUCUAGUGCCCUCACGUCAUCUUUCUCCUCGUCGUGCGGCCCAGCAUCACCUCUUUGUACCGACAAUUCGCUCAAAAGUUGACCAGCAAACAUCAUCACAAGACUCUGUAUUAUCGCUUAGAGGAGGAUCAAAGAGAAAAGGCAGCGACGAUUCAUUGUCUAUGCCACCAGCUGAAGAGAUGGUGGAUCACCAGUCACCGUCACCACCUGUCCCACCUGUUGAAGCGACCUCGCCAAAUGUGACAGUAAAGGAGGAAAUUUUUGAUGACAAUAGUCAGAACACUACUGAUACUACUGAAAAGAACGAUAAAGAAAAGAUUUCAAACAGCAGCUCCAACAAGAAAAAGGGAAAGAGUAAAAAGAAAGGACGUACUGGAGAUGCUGCAGAGCAAUCUCAGCCCUCUACAGUAGCACCCGUUUCUGAAUCCUCGCAAUCGAGUCAGGAUUCAGGAUCCACCGGCGAUGGUGCACAGCUGAACGCAGCCACUAGCCGGACGCCACUUUCGCAAGUGCAAGUCAGGCUAGACAUUGAUGACAUCAUUCUUCCCGACAUCUACUUGCCAUUCCUACGUUUUUCCCCGCCUCCCUCCAUGCAGGACUAUCACUUUAACCUUGCUGAAGAUGAAGGCAUAUUUGACUUGUUUCUUUGA